Messenger RNA from Osmerus eperlanus (European smelt), 1573 nucleotides. RefSeq names its product vasopressin V2 receptor-like. NCBI's taxonomy places the organism in Eukaryota, Metazoa, Chordata, Actinopteri, Osmeriformes, Osmeridae. Bases 127 to 1542 code for a protein of 471 amino acids. Gene Ontology annotation, biological process: regulation of systemic arterial blood pressure by vasopressin; G protein-coupled receptor signaling pathway; positive regulation of vasoconstriction. The record is from RefSeq and is a predicted model, not a curated record. The transcript has 7 exons. Gene Ontology annotation, cellular component: plasma membrane. Gene Ontology annotation, molecular function: vasopressin receptor activity; peptide binding.
AGAGGGAGGAGACAGACAGUGAUAUGGGAGUCGGCAGGAGUCGUUGGCAGGGUCAGUCAGAGUGCAGCAGGAGAGCGCUGAACCACAGGCACACGCUCAGCAUGGAAGGUACCGGAGGGUGCGACCAUGGAUCAGGGAUGUACAGCUGCUUCAGAACACGCUGAACAGGGCAUCAUGUCCAUCUCCUUGGUAACAGUCUCAGCUACAGCCAAUGCCACCACGCUGUUUGCGGCCGUGACCCCAGCCUCCGUGACUCCUGCUGUGAACAAUGCUUCUGAGCACGUGCGGGAUGCGGCCCUGGCCAUAGCCGAGGUGGUCGUGUUGUCGGUCAUCUUAGCAAUGGCGUUGCUUGGUAACGGACUGGUGUUGGUGGUGUUGCUGAGGCGGAGACGACACCACACUCCGCUCCACCGGUUCAUGUCCAACCUCUGUUUGGCUGACCUGGUAGUGGCACUGUUCCAGGUGUUACCGCAGUUGGUGUGGGACAUCACAGGUCGUUUCAGAGGCCCUGACUUCCUGUGUCGCCUGGUCAAGUACCUCCAGGUCCUUGGCAUGUUUGCCUCCUCCUACAUGAUUGUUGCUAUGACUAUUGACCGCCAUUAUGCCAUCUGCUGCCCACUGAAGGCCUACAGCGGUGGUGGUACCCAACGCUGGAACACACUAAUACUGCUGGCCUGGGGCCUGUCCACCCUGCUGAGCCUGCCACAGGUGUUCAUCUUCUCCAGGUCGGAGGUGGCUCCGGGAGUGUUUGAGUGUUGGGGGAACUUUGCUGAACACUGGGGCCUGAAGGCCUAUGUCACAUGGAUGACCCUGGCUGUCUUCAUCCUGCCUGUCCUCAUCAUCACUGUCUGCCAGGUCCGUAUCUUCAGAGAGAUCCAUGACAAUGUCUACCAGACAGAGCGCCGGCUGUCCCCUGCCUCCGUCUUCCUCCCCCCUCCCUCCUCUCGCCGGGACAGCCACCGAGUGGGAGGAGCCAGUCGAGGGAGGCUCAGCCUAUCACCAUGUGCUCCUACCACACUGUCCACCCUCCACGGUGACGACCCUGCCUUUGACUCCAACCCUCUGUCUCAACACUUCCUCCCACUGGCUCCCCUGGCAUCCAGCAGUGUUGCCUUACACUGUGAUAACUCCGCCUACUCGGGUGAGCUGCAGCCUGACGUUCUUCCUGAGCCUCCCAUGCCUGCUCACCGCUGCCCUUUGACCCCGGGCCCCCGUCCCAGGGUGGGCGGGGUGUCGGCAGCUAUGUCUAAGACAGUGAGGAUGACCCUGGUCAUAGUUCUGGUCUACACGGUUUGCUGGGCUCCCUUUUUCAGUGUGCAGCUGUGGGCUGCCUGGGACCCCAACCCUCCACAGAACAGUGCUGUGUUUACCCUCCUCAUGUUGUUGGCCAGUCUGAACUCGUGCACCAACCCCUGGAUCUACUCGGCGUUCUCCAGCAGCGUGUCUCCAGAGCUGCGCCUACUGCUGCUCUGCCAGGGACACGCUGAGCGCCGGGGCUCGCUCCCCAACGACUCCACCACCACACACACGUCCACGUACUGACACGCCACACACACCUCCACGUACUGACACG